Insectozyma verbasci is the source of this 1311-nucleotide messenger RNA. Lineage: Eukaryota; Fungi; Ascomycota; Pichiomycetes; Serinales; Debaryomycetaceae. The record is from the annotation of a GenBank genome assembly.
AUGUAUAAAUCACAAUUAAUUAAACAAACUCAAAAACAAUAUAUUCAAUCAACAAGAUUUUUAUCAUCAACUUGUCAAUUAUUAAAAUGGAAUGAAAUUCCUUUAGCUCCACCUGAUAAAAUUUUAGGUAUUACUGAAGCUUAUAUUAAUGAUUCAAAUUCCAAAAAAAUUAAUUUAGGGGUUGGUGCUUAUAGAGAUAAUCAAGGUAAACCAAUUAUUUUCCCAUCAGUUAAAAGAGCUGAAGAAAUUUUAUUACAAAAAGAAAAUGAAAAAGAAUAUACUCCAAUUAUUGGAUCUAAAAAAUUUCAAAAUAUUGUUAAAAAUUUCAUUUUCAACAAUAGUGGUAAAGACGCAAAUGGUGAACAAUUAAUCAAGGAUAAUAGAAUUGUUACUUCACAAACAAUUUCAGGUACUGGCUCAUUAAGAGUUAUUGCUGAUUUCCUUAAUAGAUUUUAUUCAAAUAAAAAAAUUUUGGUUCCAAAACCAACUUGGGCAAAUCAUGUUGCUGUUUUUAAAGAUGCUGGUUUAGAUCCAGAAUUUUAUAAUUAUUAUGAAACUUCAAUUAAUGAUUUAGAUUUUGAAAAUUUAAAAAAAUCAUUAAUUAAUGCACCAAACGAAUCUGUUGUUUUAUUACAUGCAUGUUGUCAUAAUCCAACUGGUAUGGAUUUAACAAGUGAACAAUGGGAUGAAGUUUUACAAAUUAUUCAAGAUAAGAAAUUUUUCCCAUUAGUUGAUAUGGCUUAUCAAGGUUUUGCAUCAGGUAAACCAUAUGAAGAUAUUUAUUUAAUUCGUAAAUUAACUAAAAAAGCAAAUGAAAAUGAAAUUCCAACAUUUGCUUUAUGUCAAUCAUUUGCUAAAAAUAUGGGAUUAUAUGGUGAAAGAACUGGUUCAAUUUCAAUCAUUACUGCAAAUUCAAAUGAUUCAAAAGCUGUUGAAUCUCAAUUAAAAAAAUUAAUUAGACCAAUAUAUUCAAGUCCUCCAAUUCAUGGUUCAAAAAUUGUUGAAAUUAUAUUUGAAGAACCAGGAUUAAAAGACCAAUGGUUAAAUGAUUUAAAUAAAGUUGUUGGUCGUCUUAAUACUGUUAGAUCAAAAUUAUAUGAAAAAUUGGAUAAAUCAAAUUAUAAUUGGGAUCAUUUAUUAAAACAAAGAGGUAUGUUUGUUUAUACUGGUUUAACACCUGAACAAGUUAUUAGAUUAAGAAAUGAAUUUAGUGUUUAUGCUACAGAAGAUGGUAGAUUUAGUAUUUCUGGUAUAAAUGAUAAUAAUGUUGAAUAUUUAGCAAAUGCUAUUAAUGAAGUUAUUAAAAAAUAA